This is a messenger RNA of Lottia gigantea (owl limpet), 168 nucleotides long. RefSeq lists its product as hypothetical. The record is from RefSeq and is a predicted model, not a curated record. Gene Ontology annotation, biological process: proteolysis. The transcript has a single exon. Gene Ontology annotation, molecular function: serine-type endopeptidase activity. Lineage: Eukaryota; Metazoa; Mollusca; Gastropoda; Lottiidae. The annotation marks the transcript as partial.
ACUUCCUGUGGUGCCAAGCAUCUUAGAUCAACCAGGGUGGUUAAUGGUAAACCUUCUUCAGAAGGUAGUUGGCCGUGGAUGAGUGAGAUACUUUAUAAAGGACAUCAUGGGUGUGGUGCAGUUCUCAUAUCUCCUAAAUGGGCAAUAACCGCUGGCCAUUGCGUCAGG